Eruca vesicaria subsp. sativa (arugula) is the source of this 1866-nucleotide messenger RNA. The record is from the annotation of a GenBank genome assembly. NCBI's taxonomy places the organism in Eukaryota, Viridiplantae, Streptophyta, Magnoliopsida, Brassicales, Brassicaceae.
CAACAAGAUAGUAACUAACUAUCAACCUGAGCUUAGAAUCUUGAUACUUUGCCUUCUCCUCACAUUUUCAUUUCAGAUACAAAAAAAAUCUUAACGUUCGAUUUCUAAUAAAUUAGAGAUCGACAGGGAAGAGACAGUGCUCCGGUAAAGAAGCCACUUCAAGGGGCGAAGUUUAUAUAAAAAUGAAGCCAUGCAUGACCAAUCUAAGACAAAUGAUUCAACCAAUGUUGAAUUUCCAAGGAAUAUCCGCCGGUUUAAACAUGGUCGACGUUCCUUUUUUCCGGCCUAAAGACAAGGUUGUUUUCGUCAUGGGAGCCACCGGAACCGGUAAAUCUCGUCUAGCCAUCGACCUUGCAACUCGUUUCCCGGCGGAGAUCGUUAACUCCGACAAGAUCCAAGUCUACAAAGGUCUAGACAUCGUCACAAACAAAGUCACUCCGGAGGAAAGCCUCGGCGUUCCUCACCACCUCCUCGGCACCGUGGAAAACACUUACGAGGAUUUCACGGCGGAGGAUUACCAGCGUGAAGCACUCAGAGCCGUAAAAUCAAUCGUGGAGAGAGACCGUGUCCCCAUCAUAGCAGGUGGCUCUAAUUCUUACAUAGAGGCUUUGGUCAACAACUGCGUUGACUUCCGGUUAAGGUACAACUGUUGCUUCUUAUGGGUUGAUGUUGAUAGACCGGUUUUGCACUCGUUCGUCUCGGACCGGGUUGAUAAGAUGGUCGAGAUGGGACUCGUCGACGAGGUUCGCCGCAUCUUCGACCCCUCGUCGUCAGAUUACUCCGCCGGGAUUCGCCGUGCGAUCGGAGUUCCAGAGCUGGACGAGUUUCUCCGAGCGGAGAGGCGUGAUUAUCCACCGGAGACGACGGAGAAGCUUCUUGAGACGGCGAUCAAGAAAAUCAAGGAGAAUAAUUGUUUGCUUUCUUGUCGGCAGUAUCAGAAGAUUAAGAGGCUUUACAAGCAGUGGAAGUGGAACAUGCACCGUAUAGACGCGACGGAGGUUUUUCUCCGGCGAGGGGAAGAAGCCGACGAGGCUUGGGAGAAUAUGGUGGCUCGACCUAGCGCACUCGCUGUCGAGAGGUUUCUUAAUUACAGCGACGAUCACCAUUUUAGCAACGCCGAUAUUAUGAUACCGGAGAUCUCCGCCGUUCCGCCGCUUUCAGCCGCCGUGGCAGCGAUUUCCCGGUGAAAAAGGAACUGAGAAAUGGAAAUGGUGGGAAAAAGGACCUAUAAAAAUGCCACGUGGCGUGAUUGUUGGAAAUGGUUUAGAGCUAUGACAAUGCCACGUGGUUAUAUUGCUCGCUGUCGGAGAAGAUGAUCUUUUUUUAUUACAUAAAAGUGUGUGUGUUACGGUUAAACGGAAUCAGUUUUGAGGGACCUGAAGUGCACGCGCGGGGCGGAUGCUGACAGGUUAUCCUUUUGUUCCGGUAUAGUAGUACUUAAAGCUAGGAUAUGGUGCGGAAUAGUGUACGGGUUAUACGGUGGAUAGCUAGGUUUGUAAGUUAAGACAAAGAAAGAGGUCAUUGGUCAACGCGGUUUUGCCCAAAAAAAGAAUAAGGAUCCAACGGACAAAAGAACGAAGAGUCUUGUUGGACAUGGACCCCAUCUUUUUGACGGCGGAUUGCUGUCCGAUAUAUGUUGGGUCCUACAGUUGUGACAUCAUGUGGUUAAAUAAUUCAAUGAUUAUUACUUAUAUAUAAUAAAGUGUCUCUGUUUAUUAGUAUAUAUGUUUCGGCGGGUUGCUGAUGAACUUCGUAUGCUGGAUAAGAUUUACAAUUGCGUUAUUUGUUAACAAAUUAGAAAUAAAUGUACAUCAUCAGUUCAUGUCCAUAUGAAAACAUUAUAUUUUCAUAUAAACGAACUAAUAU